Brachypodium distachyon (stiff brome) is the source of this 916-nucleotide messenger RNA. Its product is annotated as CBS domain-containing protein CBSX3, mitochondrial. The transcript has 6 exons. Bases 190 to 807 code for a protein of 205 amino acids. NCBI's taxonomy places the organism in Eukaryota, Viridiplantae, Streptophyta, Magnoliopsida, Poales, Poaceae. The record is from RefSeq and is a predicted model, not a curated record.
UGUUCUUGUGUACCGGCCAGGAGAUAAGUUUGCAUAAUAAGAGGUAACAUUGCUCUGUAUCCCAUUCCUGAACAAGAGCAGCAGAAACUCUAUCAUCUUCACGGAACGUUUCGAGCUGGAAUUGCCAGGAGCACGACGUGCGCGCCGGCCGGCUGCUAGCUCGUUUCAGCAAUUGUCAGCAGAUACAAGAUGCAAGGAAUUGCGAAGGCGCUGAGCUUCCAUGGGAAGCAGCUAAGGGUCACAGUCCUGCGACAUAUGAACAAGGGGAUCUUCUCCUGGGCUACCCUGAUUUCGCGCAUACAGAGUGAAUCUCCGGCUGUGAUUAUACCUCACACGGGGCUAGAGAACAUCACAGUACGAGAAAUCCUCAAGGCAAAAGGGGAGGCUGAAGCUGGAGCAGUCUACUGGUGCAGCACCAGCCAUUUGGUGCAUGAAGCCGUCAAGCAUAUGACGGCCCGUAAUGUAGGAGCCCUAGUGGUGCUCAAGUCAGGGGAUGAGAAGAAGCUUGCAGGAAUUGUAACUGAAAGAGAUUUCGCUAGGAAGAUCCUUUUACCCGGGCGACCUUCAGAAGGAACAAGAGUUGAAGAUAUCAUGACACAAGAUGGCAAGCUAAUCACUGUCACCAGCAACACCAAUAUUCUACGUGCAAUGGAGCUAAUGACAGACGAGCACAUUCGGCACGUCCCUGUUUUCGACGAGAAGGUAGUUGGCAUGAUUUCCAUUGGUGAUGUCGUUAGAGCAAUCGUGGACCAACAGCACCAAGAAGUAAAGCAACUGAAGAAGUACAUCACGGGAGAUUAUUAUUAGUUUGUAUCUGUGGUAGAUGAAGAAAUUAUAUAGUGUGGAUGAAUUAUUCAUGAUAGUUAACCAAGAAUUAUAUCUUCCUCCAUAUAGCAUUAAUCUGCACGAUUUGCUA